CCAAGCGCGCGCACACGGCUCUUCUUCUUCCCACCACCACCACCAUUACCUCUUCCUCCUCCUCCUCCUCCUGCUUUAAAAGCUCCUCUCUCGCGCGACCCCCAACCACAGGGGCGUGAAGAAGGGCACACGUACCGUUCGCGUCCAUCACGCACGACGCCUCUCGACAUCUCUUCUUGUUCUUGCUCUUCUUGGCCGUGUGUUCUUGAUUGGUUGGUUGGUUCUUGGAACUGAUCUGCGCGGCCGGCCUUGUCCGGGAUAGGAGGAUACGAGGCCGUCUCUUGAAUCCGAAGGGUGGCGCCCAGGUGAAAACGUACGGAAGAGGGCAGCAGAGGCGGCCGGCGCCAUGGUUUCUGUCCGUCGCCAUGGCGUGGCGGCUGGCUGGUGCUAGACUCUACUUGCCGCUGACUCGCCCAGCCGAGAGAGAGAGAGAGAGAGAGGAGGCUUUGCCGCUGCGAAGGAAGGGGUGAAGUGAGUGAGAGAUCGAGGAGGAAGAAGAAGAAGGAGGAGGAGCUCCGGUUUCGUUUCGGCGGUCGACCGGCGCGCCGAGCAGCCAAUAUGCGGCACAUCUCGUCGCUGCUGCAGGGGCUGGCACGCUCGCUGUCGGUGGGGAAGGAGCGGAAGGCCGGCGACGACGACGCGACGGCGGUGCUGCGGACGUCGGGGACGCUGUGGGGCGAGGGCUCCGAGACGCUCGCCGCCGUCUGCUCCCGCCGCGGCGAGAAGGGCAUCAACCAGGACUGCUCCAUCGUCUGCGAGGGAUUCGGGUGCGAGGAGGGCAGCGUCUUCUGCGGCAUCUUUGACGGCCAUGGGCAGUGGGGGCACUACGUGGCGAAGGCCGUGCGGGAGUCGCUGCCGCCGGCGCUGCUGCGGCGGUGGCGGGAGGCCAUGACGCUGGCGUCGCUCAUCGACGGCGGCGAGAAGAGGCUCUGCGAGUGCCAGUUCGACCUGUGGCGGCAGUCCUACCUGGCCGCCUGCGCCGCCGUCGACGAGGAGCUCCGCGGCAGCCGCCGCCUCGACGCCGUGCACAGCGGCUGCACCGCGCUGUCCGUCGUCAAGCAGGGCGACCUGCUCGUGGUCGCCAACGUCGGCGACUCCCGCGCCGUGCUGGGCACCGCCGCCGACGACGACGACGCCGCGUCCGGCGCCGUCGCCGCCGUGCAGCUCACCGUCGACUUCAAGCCCAACCUGCCCCAGGAGAGGGAGAGGAUCAUGGAGUGCAACGGGAGGGUGCAGUGCCUCGCCGACGAGCCCGGGGUGCACCGGGUGUGGCGGCCGGACAGGGAGGGGCCCGGGCUCGCCAUGUCGCGGGCGUUCGGCGACUACUGCGUCAAGGACUGCGGCGUCAUCUCGGCGCCGGAGGUGACGCAGAGGAGGAUCACCGGCCGGGACCAGUUCGUCAUCCUCGCCACCGACGGGGUCUGGGACGUGGUGUCCAACGAGGAGGCGGUGCAGAUCGUGGCGACGGCGCCGGAGAGGGAGAAGGCGGCGAAGCGGCUCGUCGAGUUCGCGGUCCGGGCCUGGAGGCGGAAGCGCCGGGGCAUCGCCGUCGACGACUGCUCGGCGAUCUGCCUCUUCUUCCACUCGCCGCCGUCCUAAACACGCACCCAAAAAGGAAAAACCACACACCGACGAGAGAAAGAUUAGAGUAGAAACAAGACAAUGUCGCCGUCGUCGAGAGGCUCCAAAAGGCAGAUUGCUACAGGCCGGAACAUGCAAUUUGCCGCCAUGAUUGGGACGGUGCACGACUGAGCUGGCCGGCCGGGCGGUGAACUCUGCUGCUGCUGAUAGUGGAUGACCGGGAAACCCUCCGGCUUUCACACCACCGUCCUUGUCAUGGUGUCCGAGAACCAACAGCAGCCACACGAAAAGUCAGGGGGAAAAAAGAUCAAUUUUGUCUUC
Oryza brachyantha (malo sina) is the source of this 1902-nucleotide messenger RNA. RefSeq names its product probable protein phosphatase 2C 48. The record is from RefSeq and is a predicted model, not a curated record. Gene Ontology annotation, biological process: protein dephosphorylation. Gene Ontology annotation, molecular function: protein serine/threonine phosphatase activity. Bases 559 to 1599 code for a protein of 346 amino acids. NCBI's taxonomy places the organism in Eukaryota, Viridiplantae, Streptophyta, Magnoliopsida, Poales, Poaceae. The transcript has 4 exons.